Acanthisitta chloris (rifleman) is the source of this 2618-nucleotide messenger RNA. RefSeq names its product centromere protein C (gene CENPC). Gene Ontology annotation, molecular function: centromeric DNA binding. Gene Ontology annotation, cellular component: kinetochore. The transcript is spliced from 14 exons. Gene Ontology annotation, biological process: attachment of mitotic spindle microtubules to kinetochore; spindle attachment to meiosis I kinetochore; kinetochore assembly. The annotation marks the transcript as partial. The record is from RefSeq and is a predicted model, not a curated record. NCBI's taxonomy places the organism in Eukaryota, Metazoa, Chordata, Aves, Passeriformes, Acanthisittidae.
CCUUUGCCUAUACUCAGAAUCAUUUAAAAAAAGGCUACAGAGCAAGAUUCUGCCAUGGAGGAGGAAAUAAGAUUGAUAUACAGCCAGGUCAGAAUGUACUGGAACUCAUACAGGAUUGUUUUGAAAGUUGCAGCCCUGAUCUCACAAUAAAUUCUCCAAGUGCAACCCGUUGCUCAACUCCCGUUGCCAGAGAUGAGAAAAGUCCUUCAAUGCAGAGCCAAAGGCCUGCAGUAUGUGAUUACAUAGCUGCUUCUGAAAAAACAGAGUCUCAGGUGUCUAAAAGAGAAAACCCCAAAACACCAAAAGAUGUUGAAACACAGUGCCAAAGUCCUGCCUUGUAUUUGGAUCCUGAGGAUGACCAUAGGUCUGUUGGAGUGCCUUCUCCUGUGGAGGAAGUAAAAACCUCUGUAGCUAAAUUGUGUUCUGAUGACUGCAAGACAACUGCUGCAGCAGAGAGCCAUGUGGAAGUUGAAAAUUUGGAAGGACCUCAGACUGGGAGAGAUGAGCAGGAUGUUCUUGUGCAAGUAACAACACCUGUUGCUGCAUCUUCUGCACAGAAAAAGGAGUAUUUCUCUUCAGCUGUCUUAGCAGCUGUAGCAAGAGGAAUAUAUGGAGAGAGGUAUUCAGCCUUGCUAUCAUCACCAUCAACUUCUCCUGUGGAAGAUGGAGGAGUAGAAAAUGAUUGUGAAUUUUUAAUUGAUGUAUCAGAUAGUGAAUCUGAUUGUUGGAUUUCGAUACCCAAUAAGAACAAAAAAUCAAAAAGAGGUGGCUCUGCAACUGCUGUUUCCAAAUCUCAGCCCUCUGAAAAGAAGACACAGAGUAAGAAAGGCAAGAACAGACAAGUAGAAGUUGAACCACUUUGUAAACAGAAAUUGGAUGAUGUGAAUGUUGGAGUACAUGACUUCAGAGGAAUGCCAGUAUCGGAUCCAAUCCCUGACAGUGAAGAAACGGUCCAUAAAUCUCAAAGCCAAAAGAUCACUCAUAUGGGAAAGACUAAAAAGGAUGCAGUUAGGCAAGACUCUGCAAAACAGAAAAAGAACACGUCCUGGAAACCAGCAGCUCAAAAACUGAUGUCAUGGUCUGAUUUGAAAACAAAAGUAUCUGAUGAAGAACAAUGUAAAACAAAGGUGCUGCCAAGUAAGGAUUUGCCUAUGCCCUCAUCUGGGUAUCAGCAAGAGCAGAUUGUGUCUCCAAAACAGUCUCUCAAGUCUUGGAAGAAUCUGCAGUCAGCUUCAAAAGCUUCUCAGGAGAAGAAACAAGCAUCUCGGGAGAAGAAACAAGCAUCUCGGGAGAAGAAACAAGCUUCUCGGGAGAAGAAACAAGCUUCUCGGGAGAAGAAACAAGCUUCUCGGGAGAAGAAACAAGCUUCUCGGGAGAAGAAACAGGCCUCUCCGGAGAAGAAACAGGCCUCUCCGGAGAAGAAACAGGCCUCUCCGGAGAAGAAACAGGCCUCUCCGGAGAAGAAACAGGCCUCUCCGGAGAAGAAACAGGCCUCUCCGGAGAAGAAACAAGCCUCUCCGGAGAAGAAACAAGCCUCUCCACAGAAGAAACAAGCCUCUCAGAGGAAACUUCCAAAAACUAAAGUAGCUAAAGGGGGGGCAGUAAGUCCAAGGAGGAAGUGUAUAAAAUCUGUCCAGAAAAGUAGCAAUAAAAAGCCUCCAUUACAAAGAGAGGAGAGUUCUGACAGUGAACCUGAUGAAGAAGAGUUGGAAAGAGAGCCUGUACCACCCCUGUGGCAGAAAUUAAGGACUCCCAUGUUUCAGAAGCACACAUUGCAGUCAUGUGGUAGUGCAAAUAACAAAACUCCUGUAAAAGCACUACAGCAUCCCAUGGACAGUGCAAAGAAUUCUGAAAAGAAACGGGUGUCAGUUAAGUCUUCAGGGAAGAUCCCCAAAAAGAUUCCUCACAGAACCAGUGAGGUUUGCUCAGGCCCUGAGGACACUGAGUCUCAAACAGAUUCAGACAGCUCUUCUGUAGAGGACAUGGCAAGAAAAAAGCGGAAAUUACCAGAUGUGAAAACAAAAAACGAUUCUGAAGACCGGAAUAAUACACUAAAAGAGCUGUUGAUGGACGAGUUAGCAAAGCAGAAAAUAGUAAUGCCUACUAACACACCUCAUGUUCGUCGGACAAAAAGGAUACGGCUAAAACCUCUGGAAUACUGGAGAGGGGAACGCGUAAACUACAUGAUAACACCUUCAGAUGGAAGAGAGGUAAUUGCAGAUUUGGAUGGAACCAUAGCUGAUAGCUCUAAGCCAACCCUUGUAUUGGACCCAGUAACGAAAGAGGAAGUACUUGUAGAGUGUAUUAACCGUAAAAGAGGUUUUCCAUGCUACUUCAAAGAUGAAGCAGUAGAAAUAUACAAACAUUUGAAUACAUCUGUGUUUGCAACUGGUAGAUUGGUUUUGAAACCACUUAAAGAAAAGGGACACCAAUUUGUUCAUAUGGAUACAAUAGCUUUCCAUAUUAUGCACGGCAAAAUUCUUGUUACGUUACAUGAGACAUCAUAUUACCUGAGUUCAGGGGACUACUUCUAUGUUCCAGCAGGAAAUCGAUAUAACAUGCGUAAUCUUCUGAACGAAGAAAGUGUUCUUCUCUUCACACAGCUCAAAUGCAGAUGA